Cantharellus anzutake is the source of this 824-nucleotide messenger RNA. RefSeq lists its product as uncharacterized. The transcript has 2 exons. Bases 167 to 739 code for a protein of 190 amino acids. Lineage: Eukaryota; Fungi; Basidiomycota; Agaricomycetes; Cantharellales; Hydnaceae. The record is from RefSeq and is a predicted model, not a curated record.
GCCUAAGCGAAUCCCUGAGGCAAAGCCGAACCACUGCCUUAUCAGCCUAAAGGCUGGUCACCUGCCUACUAUCAGCCCUUGAUACAGAGGACACAAUGUUUCAAGUGUACGCCUGACCACUUCUCUGCGCCCAUCUCUUUGCUCCUGUACCCGAAUAUGGCGCCGGAUGUGCAAGCAUCAUACUACGUAUACUAGUUACCGUAUAGUGCCCCUGUACUUGCUGAACCCUCUUAUCCAAACGGGGACUCGUGAAUCCAGCUUUCCGGUGCGUUGGAAGACAAAAAACGACUCCACCGUUAGCAAUACCCUUCCUACUCCCAAACAUCCCCACCGGAUGUCCGGGUGCCUUUCCGGCCAGCAUUCAACUGCUCAACAAGAAUACGAGGGUUUGGCAAGGGAGCAGAUAUGUAUCAUGGCACCUGAUAUCCCAGAGUAUCAACUGUACACUGCAGACACUAGCCGACAGAGCCUGCCCGUCACUUCUUCUCACCACGCUCGUCUACAGGAAAUCCAGAGUCCAACUUCUUGUUGGUCAAUACUAUACUGCCUUGCCCAUUUACUGGGUGCAGAAGGUAAUCCACGAUGUAACUCGAAUCCUCGGAGGGUUGCGACGGCGCAUUCAUGCAAUUCCACUGGAAAAGUGCCUUGCACGCGCACCAUUACCCCCGAAAGCCAAUCCAUGUCUAGGAACACCGUUGCUUUUUUUUCCCUCAUACGAUCACAGAAAAGGUUUCACUAGCGCCAGACCUUUUUAGUUCGGCGGGCUGCUAUCCAGUGCCCAGUGUCGCCGUCCUUUGAGAGACGUGUGGGUGCCAUUCAAUUGG